Mucor mucedo is the source of this 693-nucleotide messenger RNA. RefSeq lists its product as uncharacterized. The record is from RefSeq and is a predicted model, not a curated record. The transcript is spliced from 2 exons. NCBI's taxonomy places the organism in Eukaryota, Fungi, Mucoromycota, Mucoromycetes, Mucorales, Mucoraceae. Bases 377 to 688 code for a protein of 103 amino acids.
UUUCGUUAAAAUAGAUAGCCAAAUUUUGACUGGUGUGUUUCCGACGGCUUCAAUGGAACGGUUAGAGGAAGAAACAGUUUUUGAAUACACCCAAAGAUCUUUUUUUUCCCGUUUUCAUUUUGCUCAACGAAAAGGAAAGAUGUUUAUUAAUAGCCUGUACACAGAUGGGUACAAUUGUAGGAUUUCUUUUUGCCGAAAGAGAUACGCAGAAUCUCCUGUGAAUGAAACUGCAUUUGGAGCUGCAAGAUUUCAAUAGUGAAGAAAUAGAUCGUUAUUUUAGACCUUGCACAGUAGAUCCGCCAACAGGAAAGAUGCUUUUGUGUCAUUUCAUGGUAACACAGAUGUUAGGCGGCUAUCAUCUGCUGAAUAUUACAACAUGAAUGGAAGUACCAAACGUCUGAAGUUGGAGCAAGACAGGAAGAAAGAACAAGGUGUGCAAACAAUCGAGACAAAUAUACCUUCUGUGAAGUCAGAAAUUACAGAUAAAUAUAUAACGCAUGUGAAAUACAUGAUGCAACAUCAGGACACACUAUUUAAUUUUUACAAUCUUCAAACAGCAAGAGUCAAAUGGUGUAACUACAUCGGAAAACAGCAUGCCCUCCAGGAUGCUGUAAAUAUCCUAAUUAACGGAUCAAAGAAGUGCAAUAAAUCUGUGGGAUUUGUACUUUCAUCCAUUUUGUUCUUGUAACACCC